This is a messenger RNA of Xyrichtys novacula (pearly razorfish), 33017 nucleotides long. NCBI's taxonomy places the organism in Eukaryota, Metazoa, Chordata, Actinopteri, Labriformes, Labridae. The record is from the annotation of a GenBank genome assembly.
AGUCGAAGAAGACUGUCAUUGCGUCAUGCUGUGAGAGUCUGGAUAUGUCACUUCCGUCAAAAAUAAAACAAACGAUACAGCUAGCCAUGCUGUAUCUGCUGUACUAAAUUUGGCUUUUUAAUGCUGUAAUCGUGUUUAAAUCAAUCCAGGAUUCAACUGGUAUCGUGAAACUCUCAGGUCAGUCCACACUGAUUCAUAACAGGACGGUUAAUUGGCGAAGUCCCAACUGUUUUAGCUAUGUCGUUCACCGGCGUCACAGCUAGGCUAGUUAACACUGAAUAAACAAGAAAACAUGCUAAAGUAAAAUAUUCUGUUAACCCUGGCCAUAAAAAACAUAAAAACUUGUGUUUCCACUCCUUUUCAUGCACAUUGCAACAAAAUAUAUAAAAGUAUUCGCAGAUAUUGAUUAAUUAGUGAGGUCGAUUUGCGAGGUUAGCCUCGAUGUAGAGCCAAUGAAUAAGAAAACAGUGUGAUGGCUUCAAAGUAUUUUUCUCAUCUAACUGAAAUACUUUGACAUGUAGCAUGUUUACAAAGGUUUGACCAAAAAGUGGGGAUGAGAAUGUUAAAAUUCAUCCUCAUUGAUGUUGCAUGUGACAUGAAAUGUAAACAAACAGGUUUAAGGUAAAGAUAUCUACCUUCAAGUCUCAGUUUUUCCUUGAAGGUUGGGUACCCUGGAUGCAUUUGGAAGCUGUCUCAUCUCUAGUUGUGUAUCUGAAGUUGAAAAGUAAAUUUUGGGUCCUGAAUUAGAUCCUAGUCCCAGGCUCAUAGAAGAGUAUCUGUAGUACAGAUCAUGAAGAAUAAAAGAGAUGUGCAAGUCUUUGAGUUGUAUUAAGAAUCUGCAUGUGGACUUUAAGUGUACUGAGAUUGGUGUUCUCCAAAAACGGGCAAAAUACAUAAAAAGUGGCUGCUUAUCUGGAUUAUAGUUCAGGUAUUAUCAAACAAAUGAGACUGAUCUGCUGGUUUUCUCACACCUGGUGUCCUUGAGCCUGAGAUACUCAGAUGUGUACCACACAGGCUGGCUGUUUAAGCUGUAACUGUAACUUCAAGCUGUAACAAAAAGUGUUGGAACGGUGAAGCUAGGGAUAAGCAAUGGAAAAAAGUUUAUCACAUGAAAUAUUUUUCAUAUCAGUCGAUAUCGGUAUAUAACACGAUAUAAAAAAUGAAAAUUAACCAUGCUUAUUGGAAGCAUGGGUUUUUCAAUACAAUAAGCCACUGCGUCUGUAAGGUCUUUGUGUCUUUUUGAUGUUUUAUAGUAAGGCGUUGUGCUUGAGAAAGCGGACUAGAAUGGUCGGCUGUUUCGGCUGCUCAGGUGCCAUGGGCUCCUUGCUCCACCUGGUGUUUGUAACCUAUUGUGCUGCAUAUGCUCUGCCGCAUUGCACUGCUACAGGUGGUGAAAAAGAUUUGAGGUAUUCCUCGACUUUGCGAGAACAUGUACUCGACAUUAUUUGCAGUGCACAUCACUCUGCUUCAUGUCCGACCUCAAAAAACCAAAAUACCUCCACACCACCAACGUUUUCGUGCCAGUGUUGUUGACAAUGUCAUCAUCUGUUGAACCUUUGUCUGCAUUUCUGUGGGGGGUAGCACUCAUUUUCUGUUUUUUUCAGGAUCAUCUCAAACAUACACGCUACAAUUGAUGAUGUUACUCUCUCGAUUUGUAGCAGACAUCUACAGAAACAUAGUGUCUGUCCAUUUAAAAAAAGAUGCAGCCUAACGGAUUGGGGGAUCCUUUGUCAUGCAGCAAGAUAAUGACCCAAAACUCACUGCCAGAACUACAAAGGAGCUCAUCAGAGGCAAGAAGCGGAAGAUUUUAGACUAGCCAAGUCAGUCUCAAACCAUGCAGUGCAUGCAUUUGUCCAGCUAAAGAGGAGACUGGAGUGACUAACACCCCUAAACAAACAACUGAGAGAGGCUGCAGAGAAAACCUCGACAAGCAUCAUAAAGUGCAAAAGUUUGGUGAUAUCAGUGGGUCACAGGCUUGAUGUGGUUAUGGCAAACAAAGGAUUUGCAACUAGAUAUUCACUUAAAUCUAUUGUAAGACCAUCUGUACCAAUACUUCUGCUCUCCGCUAAAAUUGGUGUUCCAUUGUAAUAUGUGCCGUCUUCUAUCCUCUAAGGUUUGUAUCUGAUCUAUAUGUAGAUACCUGGAAAUCAAAGCUGAAAUGUUCAUCUUUCAACAUUUCAACACAGGAAGUGUUUCAAUACUUUAGGAAGGGAGUAAUUGUAGAAUAGAAUUUGCCCAACACAAUGGUACGAUUUUUUUUUUGUUGUCAAACCAUGGUGAUUUCUAAAUAAAAGUCUGUUCCCUUCUUGUCCAGAUACUCCAUGGUGGCAGGCUCAGCACUCAUGGAGCCUUCCACCAAGCCUGGGAACAACCAGGUGGCUGAUGUGGUGUUCGUAAUCGAAGGGACGGCAAACCUUGGACCCUACUUUGAAUCCCUACGAAAAAAUUACAUCCUUCCAGCAAUUGAGUAAGAACACGGAGAGUUGUUGUAGCUUUGUGCAGUUUUCAUGUUUUGGCCCCUUAUUUUCUUUGUUUUGUCAAACACAGAUAUUUUAACGGAGGGCCCCCUGCAGAAACAGACUUUGGCGGGGAUGUAAGUGUUUAAGUUUAUCUUCAGAGUAAAAUGAUGUUGAAAAAAGACUUGACUUUUGACAAUAUGAUUAUGCUUCUUUUGUCCUUCUAGUAUGGAGGAACACAGUAUGGCCUUGUGGUAUUCAACACAGUGGACUGUGCCCCUGAGUCAUAUGUCCAGUGCCAUGCACCAACAAGUUCAGCUUUUGAGUUUGUCUCUUGGAUCGACAGUAUUCAGUAAAAAAUUUUCUCAAACUUUUCACUCAUGCUGCUUCAGAUUCCCACAUUUGUGAAGACAGCAGGCACUAAACAGACUCUUUUUCUCUCUCAGGUUCAUGGGAGGUGGAGCAGAAAGCUGUAGUCUAAUAGCAGAGGGACUCUCUGUGGCCCUGCAGCUCUUCGAUGACUUUAAGAAGAUGCGAGAGCAAAUGUAAGUGGUCCAGAAGUUUGACUCUGCUCAGUGACUCCAUACUUCUACACCAAUGGUAGCAUCAUAGCAAGGCGUAGAACAGCAUAUGUUACAUUCAGUCAGAAAGUCCUGAUGAAGCAAUAAGGGGUAUUAGCUGUUUCUCAUGGAGCCGCUGUAAACAAAUCUACAUUUACUGCAUGCAGACCUCUCUAAAGCCCUUUACAGACACAUACCAAACUCCUAAAGAUUUCCUGACUUUAUCUGGGAGGCCGACAUGUGUUCACAUAGACAGCUUAGUUAUGUUAAACAUGCUUUUCAUGCCAACCCCAUUGUAAAAUGUCUGAGAGAAGUUGGGUUAGAACGCAGCAGGAAAUAAUCAGGAAAAUUUACCGUGAGAGAGACAUCAUUCAUGCUUCGUACACUUUUCUGUUAGCCUCAGUUAUCUGUAUAAGGCUCUCUGCUGGUGUGUUAGUGCCCUUAUAUGUGAUGUAGUGGUUUAUAUGUGGAAGUCUCCUCUUCCUUCUGCAUGCUGCCUAGCUGCCCCCCAAACCAAAUGUUUUGUUUUUUGAGCACAUCUAAAGGCAAAAAGUAUCCUCAAAGAGACUGAUGACAUGUGAACUACUCAUCGGAGACAAAGUUGUCAGCUUUUUGCUUGCUGUUUUUCUCUCUCUCCAGAGGUCAAACCCAUAAGGUGUGUGUGCUGCUAUGUAACUCUCCUCCUUACCUGCUCCCUGCUGUGGAGAGUGUCAGCUACACAGGCUGCACGGCAGACAACCUGGUCAAAAUCAUCAGGGAUGUGAGUCAUCUGUCAUUGUGCUUCAUGUUUUCCUAAAUUUGACACCAAAUGAAACCAAAGACUUGUUUCAAAGAAUAUUCUUUGAAUUUGGAAAUGGACUGUAUGUGAUUGAUGUCUUCUCUUGUUGAAUUUUUCUCAUUUUGUUUGUCUUUUCUCAGAGAGGAAUUAACUUCUCUGUAGUGGCUCCGCGCAAACUGCCAGCUCUCAGGGCUCUGUUUGAACGGGCAUCUCCAGUAGGCGGUGCAGUUGAACCUCAUCCAGACUACAGUCAGGACCCUUUCCACAUGGUCCUGGUCAGAGGGAUCUCGCUUCCUGGUGAGAAAACACGAUUUAGCACCUUGUUUGUGUGGGCGGCACUGUGCUUGGACCAGUCUGCCCACAUUUAUCAACUUUCCUUGGAAAAAGAAAUAAAACUGCAUUGUACUUUGGAGACAGUUUAAACUUUUAAAAUAGAUUUGCAUAUUUAUGUAAUGUUUUUGGACACUUUCUGAAUAUUCAGCAUCUGCAGAAUUUUUAUUUUUUUUUUACAGUUCAUAGGCUAAGCAGCUGACUCCUUUUGCUAAUACCAUUUUUGACAAAGACUGUUUUAAACGGGUGGGAACUACAGGGUAACUUGAGAAGAUAUGAUAUAAUUCAAUGUAGUAUGAUACAGGGCUGUUGAUAUUACUGAUUUUGAUGGUAAUGGUCUUUAUUAAAUAAUAAAUACUGACUAGUGUGAAAAAUUUGCAUGCAGUAAUAUGAUGAAUUCGUUGCCAAGGAUGACAGAGAGGAGAGACGGAGAAGAAGACGUAGCAGAUAUCCUGUGAACUAGCUCAAAGCAGCUCUAAGAGAUGAUUGUCAUGAUGACUCUUUUCUUUAGACGGCUUUCAUCCAGUUCCCUAACUUAUGAUCUACUAGAGGUAGCUUGUCAUUUUGAUGAACAUAUUUUCAUUAUGUUGCUCUGCAUUUUCUUGCCAUUCUCAAUUUCACUCACUGUGUUUUUUUUAAUGAAAAAUUUCCAGAAACAGAGCAAUAAUAUCGUUUUCAUGAUAUUUUAUGUCUAUGAUUAUCCAGAGGUAAAAUUUGAUGGGGUGACAGCGAUGUAAUGCAAAACAAAACAGUAUGAUUAGAGAUGAUACAAGAAGAUAUGAUGGAUAUGAUAUUGUAUGAUAUGAUAUAAUAUGUCACGGUGCACUCACACCAAGCACGAGUAUAAUCCUCUACUUGCUUGAUUCAUGGGAAUCCCCAGGCGAGCUCCUUUGUAUUCCGGUUUCAGUAAUAAAAAGAAAAGGUAUCAUAUGAUUCAGGGCACCCACUCACCGAAAUGAUCAGUUUGUCCUCCAUUUUAGAUACCAGUGAACAACUGUCUGUUUUCAUAUGUCACCCAGCAACCUCUGUGUUGCUUACUUAUUGCGACGUGAAUAUCCGCUCAAGUUGAGACAUUUUCAGCUCCCGCCCAAGUCACGUCAUCCAUGCCGCCAGAGUAUUACAAGCAUUUCAUCGCGUGUUUGCAUUGAGGUAACGUGUAAUUCAUUCGCGCGGAUGUUUUUAAUCGCACUUGGUUUGUGGAGCACAGGCAUAUAUAUCGGCGGUGCAACUGAUGCAGCUGCACUGUGGCCCUGACGCCGUCAGUGGUCCAUGAAGGAGGGUGGAAAAAAACAAAGUAAAAAAUCAGCACCGGGGGAGUUCUCCACAGUGCUGAUCGCACGCAAUGGAUGCAUUUCCUCCACAAUGAUGCACAGCGACCGGCUCUGCCUCUCAUCAAGAUUACAAAAAGAAAUGGCUGGCAGGGAAGUAAAGUUUUUCUCUGUGGCACAGGGAGAGAGCGCGCAAGAGCAGCACGAGCAGAGUAGAGCAUCAGAGAUAUUUAGCCUUAAAGCUCCACAAAAUGACACAAACAGGGAAGCCGGUGGCAAAAAAAAAAAAAAAAGAAAGAAAGAAAGAAGGAAAGAGUGCAGCGUGUUUAGGCUGUCAGCCUACAUGGCAAUAAUAGCAGUUCUCUGUAUUGGCUGUGCGUGUGUGCGGUGUACGCUUUUGUUUAGGGCAGGGGUGGGGGCACAAAAAAAUAUUUGCACCAGAGUCUAUCACCAUGAUGUUACGCCACUGGUGUGGAGACAGUUACAAUACAAUGUUAUACAAUAUUAUGCAAUAGAGCAUGAUGCGAUAGAUCAUAAUACAAUACAAUCCGGGGUUGUUGUAUAAAACACUUCAAUUUGAUAUAAUAAAAUACAAUACAAUAUGUUAGACACCAUAGAAUAUGAUAGAGUUGGAUGCCAUACUAUAAGAUGUGAUGCAUUUAGACAUAAUUUGUUAUGAUGCAAUAUGAUGCAAUACUAUGUGGAAUGAUACUCUGAUAAGAUGUCAUAUAAUGCAAUACUAAAUAAUAUAAUAUGAGAUAUCCCAUAAGUUACCUGUGGUGACAGUUAUAUCUAUUUACAGUGAUUUAGGGAUUAUUGAUAAAUAACAUAGUCAUGCAACAGUACAUUAGGCUAUCUUAUGAGUUACAGACUACAAGAGGCUUCGUAAAAGUCAAGUUAAGGAUUAAAGUCAUAAAUGACAGAACUUUGAGGACUCACGUUUGAUCUUUGGUGCAAGUAAUGCAAUGAUUUGUGCAUUACACAAGUCAAUGAUGCCUGGCCUUGUUGUAUUAAUCCUCUGUGUCAUCCCUCAUUUUGUACCCAUUCAAAAGGCAAUAGUAAAUCGCUUCAACUGAAAGUCAUUCAAUAUCUGACUGGCACAGCUACAGGUAUUUUUUUUCAUGAGCCGGUUGAGAACAAUCACAUUUAACAGAGAUUAUAUUGGGUGUGCAUCUUGUCUGCGUGGAAGUUAAUGUUCUGCAACAGGAAGCUGUUUGACACCAUCUCUAAUGGAGCUGAUCUGCAAACAACGGGCCUGUAUCAGUAUCUGAAAUCAGUGCAAACAAACCGGCCUAAGUCAUUUAACUAUGCUCUGUUUUAAAUGUGUUUAUGUUGAGGACUACAGCAGAGGUCUGCCCAUUCAGAAAGUAUAUUAGCCUUUAAAGCGAGUUUGCAAUGCUUGCACUGUGUAACGUUCAUAAUGAACAUUGACAUGCAUGUAAAACCUGUCUCUCCAGUCCCACUUUUUUUGGACGGUUUGUGGGCUUUAAACAACACAAGUAAAGCUGGAAUGAAUGUCCUUAUCUCUUUCUGUGCAUCUUUUGUGUUUGUUCUUUCAACUUUGAUGCUAAAUCCCUUUUUGAUUGUUUGUUUGCUCCAGUGUGCCUUCUCUUCCUUUGUGUUUGAUUUUGAUGAGUUUUAACACAUAAAUGUUAUUUUUACAUCUUUACUCGUGGUUUUAGUUUUCAGCUUUACAUGGUAAAGGCUGCUGGAAAUCUAAAAAAAUCACACAAUUGUUCUCUAAGAAGAUUAUAGCAGGUUCCUUCUAAGUUGGCGGUAGCUUAGAUAAAGACUUUUUGAGCUGCUCCUAAUGGUUCCUCCUACAUUUGACUGUGAGUAGGAGUCAAUCCCUGGUAAAUGUUUCUAAUCCUUGACUCUUAGUGAUGAACUAUUGAGCUCCUACAUUACUUCCACAGAAUGUUAUUACACUUCAAAAUUGUCUUCAAAACUUCGGGCUUGUUCUUCUUUCUGUCUCCAGUUUCCUUAGGUGGAGGUCCAGGGCCACUCAAACCUGUACUUCCCCUGCAACCCAACAGCCAGGCUCUUGGUGGAGCCUCACAGCCCGUUCCACCCAUUAACCCAUCCCACCCUUACCAGGUAAGGGGUGAGCAGCCACACACAGUUGUAAAGCUCUCCGAACACUUCCUCCUGCCGCCUGUUUUUGGCUGAGUUUCAUAGGGAGGUGUUUAUGUUUGCUCCUUAAAAUGUUUAACCCAGCUUUGUCUUUCUUUAAAUCUUCUUGCUGACAGAAUCAGCCCCCCAUGGCUGCUGCUCAGGCAGCUGCACAGAUGGCCGUGGAGGCAGCCAACAGCCAGAAGAGAAGCUGUGAGUUGCCAGUGGGCUGUUUAUGUUUGCCAGGCUUUUAGCUGUUGUGUCUCGGUGUCUAUGUUCUCCGUGUGCCACUGUCUGUACAUCUUAGAGUAAGGCUAAAUAAAGCUUUAUUUUUUCAGAAAACUGUUUCCAAACAUUUUAAAUCUGCCUUGUUCCCCUUUUUUAUUUGUAUUUACUAGAUUCUUUCACCCAGAGUGACCUGUAUCUAAGCUUGAAGAUGGAAGUUAUAAGAGUAAAUUGUUUUUUUAACUGAGCAUGUUUUUUCCUCCCCUAGUCCCAGGAAUGGUCAGUCAAGGUCCCCCAUUCACAGGUCAGCCAAACAUCCCAUCAGUCGCGGGGGUGAAGCACAAUCAGCCGAGCAUAUCCACAGUCACCACGGCCUCACAACCCUUGAUGCAGCAGCAACAAGUUCCUCCAAAUCAACAGCAGCCAGUCCCGCCUCCUGGGCAGCCUGUUCCCAAUCAGCAGCAACAGGGGCAGCCUCAGCAGCAGUCCCUCACAAAUCAGCCCACAGCGGCUUCAGCGCAGCCCAACAUGGUAAAUCAUGACCAUCCUUAUUAAACAUAUAGUGUCAAAUUUUCUGUCAGAGUGAUAAAGAACUGGUGUCCUCCUCACUGUUUCGGGGGGAAGGUUAGCGCAUGAAUCUAAGUUCUGUUUAGGUGGUGAUACGUAAUGUGAGUUUCAGACUUGGAGUUUCCUGCUAAAGCUAUGGAGACGCAUCAAUAAAAAUCCAAUACCUCUGAUUAAUGUAAGAUCUGUGGCUGGUUAGCUUAUCUGUGCACAAAGAUCAUGAAUAUGGGAGGGCAGCCAGUGUGUCUCUCCAUAAUUCAAAAAAGACAAAGUCUCUAAAAACCUCUGAAGUUCAUUUAUCCAUGAAUUUUGCCCUUUGUGCUUCAUCCUGACCAGAUUAAAAAUGCAAGAAGAUGUGGUCCUUAUAGAUAGUUUAUACUCCCAGAAGCCACUGCGUCUUUCACAAAAACUCUUUUCUAAUAACUUAACCAAAACACAUGGGAGUUAUUUUUACAUUUUGAUAUCCCAUCACAUCAAAAAGGAGGUUUAUUAUCAGUAGGGUCUCCUGCCUUUAGGCUUAAGGGUUUACCACCAUCUUGACUGUAUCUACGUAUGUAACCAACCAAACUUUUAAUGACACACUCAUCAUCAAACUUCUUCAGAAAUUGAAAAAAAUAUUGAUUUGUUCAGCUGAUAAGUUAUAAGUACAAUCAACAAGGGUGAUGGUCAUGUAGUUCUUUAGUCUCCUGAAGGGUUAGGGUUACACGUCCUUGCUGCUACAGUUACACUUUAAAAUCCGGUUGGUCCUCAAACCACACUGAGAGGAGUUCCCUUGUCCACUAACAGAUUCAGAUAAAAGGAUCUUGGUCUGACACUACAUCAGUAAUCCCAGUUUAUUUGUAAAAAAAAAGAUCAGCUGAUCAACCACAGUAAUAAUAAAAAUAAUCAUGAUAAUAGGGAUUCUGUAAUUUACACAUAUGACUAAGGACAAAUGUGAUUUUUUUCUGUUGUAUGAGUGAGUGAAGCACUUUUCUGGGCUGCUAAAUUCCUUAUCACUUCGAGUGCAUCAUGAUCAUAGAGUUUAAACAAAUCCUAGUGUAUCAUCAGCUCUGAUGCUGCUAACAAAACAAAUAGUUCAUUUUUUCUUUACGUUUCAUUGGCACUCAGUGAAAGGAGACUGGCACAGGAGAACCCUUUUCUCACUGCUAUUCUUGAUCUCUGGUAGCUGCAGGCAAGCUGGGGAUGACUGACUCCCACAUAAGGAGAGUUACAGUUAUCUAGAUAUGAGGUAAUUAUAGCAAAUAAGACAGACUGCAAAUCUCCAGUAGACAGAAAAUGAUAUUCACUUCUCAAUGUGAACAAAACUUCCUGCAAAGGUAACCAGAGUGUUGUUUUUUUAAGCUGUAGAGUGUUAGAGCCAACAUUCAGUGGAGUUAAUAUUACUCAAAGCACUCUGCUAAGUUCUUAGGUUCUUGGUCUCAGUGGGUUGUAAACACUAUCAAUGUUUAAAUCGAAUCAAUAUUUUCUAAUGUAAGUGUCCCUGCCUGUGUUAGGAAUCAGAAAGCCAAGUCUUUAAUCUGUGCUGUGUAACAGCAGCAGCAGCAGCAGCCUGGAGCUGAGUUAGCUCCAGUCGGACAUCAAAAUGAAUUUUAAAGGCAGUAACUACUCGCUGAUCAAAACUGGAUCAUCUUCUAAACCUAAGAAAACUUUGUAGGUACAGUCAAUGCUACUUUUCACUUGUGCAUUUCAUUCAUGACUUAUAUUUUUUCCCAGAAAGGAAUAUCAUGUUUUAGCUUUUCUUAACUAUCUCGACUAAUUAGCUGUAAGGGUUUCAAAUCAUUCUCUUAGCCCAUCCUUACACAUGUUUCUGACUGGUGACGGUUCUGUUUUGGCCUAAAAUAGUACAAAUACACAACACUCAACAUCCUCUCUUCCCCUCGUUUCCUUAACAGGCUGGUGUGUCAGGAGCUGCAGGUAAUGCGAAUCCCAUCGGACAGCAAGGCGUGGCCAACAAGAUUGUAGCCUGGACUGGCGUUCUGGAGUGGCAAGAGGUAACAUUCAGUAAAGAGUCUGAACUAGUGUCCUCAGUAUAAAGCUGUGUCAUGAGAGGAUGAAGAAAGCUUCCUUUUAUGGAGGAUAUGUUUUUGUGUUCCCCAAAAAUUUACAAACCAGUUUGGAUGAAAGGCAGCACUGAAGUGGAGGCUAAAGCCAGCUUAUCUCCCCGCAAUGCAGAGCUCAGUCAGAAAAAAGUACAACCUAAUGGGAAACUGACUCAUCAGCUUUCUUGCCUUGAGUUGGAUGAGAAACACCCACCUUCUUGUCUGUUUGGUUAAAAUCAGGAAACGGCCAGCAGCUUAGCUUAGCAUGAAGAACAAGUAAAGAAAGAAGUGCUUUGCUGAACUUUGUCCAGAGGAAACCAGAUCUGAAUAUGGAUAUAUCUCAAGUUUUACAUUACCUCUUGGCAUUUGCUGUUACUUCUAGAAGUUUUAAUUUGUGACAGGGCAGCCUUUUGGUGACAACAGGACUUUGGGAACAUAAUAUGAUAUUUGAAUUUGUUAGCAUUAUGGUACUAGAGCAGGGAUUUUACGAAAUACCUACAAAUUCAAACGAGCUGUUUCUUAAUCAGUCCAAUUUUUAUGUAAUGAACAUAUCUUUAUUCAAGUGUCUCUUCAUUUUCUGUCGCAGUAUUGACGGUAUUUAUUCAAAUAUUAAAUAUUGAUAUUGUGCAAAAAAAUAAGCAAACAGUAAUACAAAGACUUAAUAGCUGAGGUCCUUUUUACUGGUUGCUAUAAAAUGGAGAGGAAGAAGCAGCAGCAGACUGUUUGUUAACUAGUUUGAAGCAGCUCCCCAAGAGCUGAUUCAGCACUUUUGAAAAACUGAAAUUCAACUUCAAAAUAAAAGCAUAGUGUCAUAAUGUUCAAAAUAAGGCAACCUACACAUGAGACCAAGAAAAUAUCAAAACAAAAGGAUGCAAACAUUUUGUUCUAUGAGGGAGAGUGCUCUCUAAAGAAGCUUCGGUUAGUGAUGUCAAUGAAUCAUAUAUUUGAACAUCAUUAGAAAUAAAUGAUAACAUGAGCGUUAACUGUGUGUAGAUAUGGUGAACAUAGUGAUGCUGCUCCACCCUUGUUUUGCAUUUCUCAAUUUCAUUAACUGUGUUGUUUUAAAAUUUCAAGAUUCUCACAAAUAUAAUAAUAACACUAAUACCGUUAUUGCCAUAUUUUAAGGCCACAGUAACCAUGAAGUGAGAAUCUGAUAUCUGAAUGACAUGGUAUCAUUUGCCAGCCUGGCAAACCAUUGCACUCUGGUGUCUUUUCUAAUUGUGUGUAUACUUAUUAAUCAUCAUUAUUUACAAACUGUAAAUUUGGCGGUUUGUCAGCUCUUUAAUAAUGGGAGUGAAAAGCUCUGAAGAGGGAUUUGACUUCUACUUCAGGCCAAGAAGAGAAUGAGUGUAGUUUAUGAAAGUGUUAUUUCGUUGGUUUUGCUGGACCGAUCUUACAGUUGUAAAUGAGCCUAUAUCAAACAGCUGAACUAAAACAAAACAGCAGGACCCUUUAAGUAUAGAUGUGAUCAUCACAGUGGUAAGUCUUAAUAACCACCUGUCAUUGAUUAUUGCACAGUAUGAUUAAUUGCACAUCAUUUAAGCUUCUUGCAGCUAUUGACAUAGCUCAAGGUCAAAUCAUUGAGUUUACAGUUGCAAUGCUGAGCCAGGAAAAUGGAUGGCUAAUGGCUCUAAUGCGACACUCACGAGGCCCUCAAGUGUUUGUGUUUGGUGGACGGGCUCAGAUCGAUUGCCCUGUCGACCCGCAUUUCCAUCCUCCCUCUCCUGUUUGUCAAAAUUAUCUGAGUGGGUUAAACAGACAGGGAGAAGCACGAGCAGAUCAAAAAACUCAGAGUCUUAGUAGCACAGAAACAUUGCUCUGAAUCUUCCAUUUCUACCUCCACUGCUUUCGUCAGGGUUCCAGCUCUAGAGGUGAAUCUCUAAUGUUUGGAUAGAGAAUUGCUCUGACAAGGACAGUUUUAUUUUUCAUAAAUAGUUCCGCUUUUGUCUAAUUUCAUCACUUUCAUUAGAGUAGACAAACAGCAUUUUUGUCCUACUGUCCUGUAUUGGGAUCCUUUUUUUCUGCAGUAACAAGCCCUGGAAAAUUACUCAUUUGUCUGCAAAAGCCAGCACAAUACAUUUGUAAUGGGCAGCACAGGGACUACAGCAGGCCUGACUAAUAUAUGUGAUUGAUUAAUCAUUGAUCCAGCAUUGAAGAGGUUUGGUGGUUUCCCUGAGUGGGAUUUCCGCAUCGACGUGGGUAGAAAGCCAAUCCUUUCUUUUUUUUCUCUGACAUUUUGCUGUUAAGGAGGUUGUCCCCAGGCUUUUAAAAGUCCAUUCAUCUGUCCAAUUUUUAAUUGCUUGUCCUGAUUGGGGUCAGAGUUGAAAGGAGGUUGGACCCUUUCUGUUCUUUUUUUUUCCUCUGCGAUCUUCUCCAGCUGCUCAAGGACAGCUGGAAGAUGUAAUCCCUUAGCGUGUCAUGGGUCUUUCCUGGUACCUCCAGCUGGUUAAUACCUGCACAAACAGAAAGACACAGCUAGGGGGCAUCCUCACAUGAACCUAGUCUGUUCAGAUUAAAGAGGAGUUCCAACCAUUUUUGACCUAGUCACCUUUUAUUUUAAUUUUUAAUGUUACAUAUUCUGAUGUUUGAGUGACAUUUGGUGUUCACCUUAAAGGGCUGCUUCCUGGUUGCCUUUCAAAGUGUCUGACAGUUAGAACAAGCUGAAACAAUUGUAACAUUGAUUUCUUGAAAACCACCAACCCCCUUUUGACAAAAAGAUCAUUUCACUCUGUGGAUCAGAUUCACUAAAUUAUGCAUGUUAAGAUUAGCGUUUUACUCUGACUAUCUUGGGGACUUGAAGCUCCUGCAAGAAACUCUUGGUUUCUGUCGAUCUUUGCGCCCCCAGCAGCCAAAGCAGAAACUCUACUUUCUUUGCAGAUUAUUUCCAGUCCAUGUUUAUGAAGUGUUUUCUAAGAAAGACUCACUCUGCUCAUUUUCAACACUCUUUAGAAACCUUUGCCAUGGAAAAUACAAAAACUCCUCACAAUGAUUUUAAAGCUCCUGUGAGAGUUUUUUUGCUAGUUAAAAAAAAAGAAAAACAUCUACACUGAUGUAUCUUUAUGACAUUGAGGAUCCAUUUGGACUGUUGUAAUAAAGAAUGACUCCAUUCAGAUGGUUUUUUCACCGGGGGUAGGUACCACUUGUAGUGACUGAGGUGUGCAUUGGUACCUGCCCCUCGAUUCGAUCCUAUUCCGAUUAUCUGCUUAACGAUUCGAUUUGAUUCUCACCUUUUUUUUUAAAACUGCACAUUGUGCACCUAUAAUUUUUCAUCACCUACUACAAACAGUUGGAUGCAUAUUGUUUUGAAUUUAGACUGUAUAGAGAACGGACAGCAUCUGCCUCCUCGCUGGGUGAAGCCACCCAGAGAACAGCGCUCUCUGGUGACGGGCUGCAGUAUAGGUCAUAAAUCCCACCUCCUCCAACAAUCUCUAUGGGGCUGUGGACAAACUUUAGAAAUUUAUUACACAGAAUAUACAUUUUUCUCCCUCUGCUUGCGAUGUUGACAUGUAGUUACUGUGAGAUUGGUUUGUGCUCAAGUCCUCUUUUUUUCUGUGCAGCUCCAUUUUUUAAAAUUAUUAGGGGGUUCAUGUUUUCUGUGAUUGAAACCUGAUACAGCCUAUGGGCGUACGAAGAUUACGUAGCUCACCCGGGGGAUAUCCUGUUUCAGCCAAGUGUCAUCACAGCAACUCAGCGACUCUCUCGCCAAAUGCGUACAAUGCUACUGCGCAAGUGGUGGAGUGCGUACAAUGCUACUGUGCAAUGUUGGUUUCAGGAAGUGGAGAAAAAACGCAGAAUUACAGAGAACUUUUCAACUUCAAAUCCGUAAACUGGCGGAAAACAGAACCAAGUUGUCCAUAGUAUAUACAGUCUGUGGUUUUGAACUCCUUUUUUUAUUUCGAUGUCCCUGAAAAACAAAACAUGAAUCUUUGCACUAUAGUGAAUUACAAUUUUUAAAGUGCGCUGCCUAUUAUUACUUAAAUAAAACAAAAGAAAAUUGCGUUUUCAGAAGAGCAGCUCUAUGACAUGGUACUUUUUAUUGGCAGGUUAUACAGUGGCUGAAGUGUCUUCAGAAGGUAGCGAAACCCAACAUUUUCUACCACCGAAUAGGGCCGUAGAUCCUUAGUAAUGAAGCAUGCAACAGAACUGGUGAUCCUCUUCCCGGCGAAGUUGUCAGCACUUGUUCGAUUGUUGGUGGGGAUGUGCUUGCUGUUUUCUUGGCUGUUGCAGCCGAAGUCCUCGUUUCAUCAUAUUAGUUGCAUUCCCAAAGUACUUUAUUUUCAUCUGGGAGGCUUUACACACAGCAUGCGUCUUCUCAAUCUUCCCAUGAAGUUCAUAAAAGCGGAAAUUAGACCAGAUGUCCGAUUUAAAGGUAAUGGGUGCAUCUUUGAUUACUCUUGUGGUUCACGCCGUAACCCCAUCCACCAUUUCUGUUGUUGUAUUGAUUCUUGUGCAACACAGUGCGCAUGUCAUGGCAACCCUGCCCCUGGAAGUAGUUGAAACCUCACAACUUUAUUGUCCAAGUGCGUCCAGAAAAAUAAAUAAUGAAGGGGGAAAAAAGGAAAAAAGCGAUUAUGUCAUGUCGCUGCAUCGAUGCAGAAUCGUGCACAGCUGAAUCGCAAUGCAUCUUAGAAUCAAUCAUUUUUUUCACCUCUAGUGACUGACAGCACUUGUCUAACAUUUCCAUGGCACAGGUUGAGUCAAACAUAUCUGUUUGUUGUUGAAAACUACUACUACUCAGGCACAUCCAGGACAAAAGCAGCAAAGAGACAAGGGGUAUCACAGGGGGGCUUUGAAAAAAGACCAAAGUUUCUCACAGGAGCUUUAAAGGGACUGCAACAUUUUUUUUCUACAUAGCAUCUUAAUCUUGGAAUAACUGCCUUAUCUGUCGUUUUGACAGAUCUUUAAAUACAAUUAGAUUAGGAAGUUAAAACAUCACUGGCCUCCAAUAAAUUCUUAUCUUUAAGUUGGUCUUGCUGUAGAAAAGAUCAAUAUGUUAUCAAUGAAAAUUCUGCCACUAACUGAAAGCUGCUCUGAAGGCACCCAUUGCACCCCCCCAAAAAAACAAAAAAAACAAACAAAAAAAACCAUCUCAUCUCUGACCUCUGUGCGUGUGUAUCUUUAACAGGCUCACCAUAACAGGCUUAAUCACAGCACAUUAAGUGCUUCAAGCCUGUCAAAAUAAACACAUUUGAAGUGUGAGGAAAUGCUCUAAUUGGGAACUUUUGGUUUGAAGGCAUGAAAGAUGUUUUCAUUUGUGCCCUCAAGUGCCUUAAAAUACUCAUGAACAGUCUCACAUUGAACUCGUUGGAGUUGGAGAAACCCUGUUAAAAGAUGAAGAAGUCCAACAUGACCCUGUAAAAAUAUGUUUGCUAUGUGCUUUUCUCCGCUGGUUAUGAAACAGACUGAGAGUAACUAUGAUGUCUACAAAAGCAAAUGAGGCCAACGGCAAAAAAAGACUAUGGAAUAGAAUGUUUCCACUGAGAGGGGUUAGCUGUCAGUUUCUUCUGGUGAUCAAAUGAAGUAUUAGGAAACAGACUGGAUAAUUAUCUGAUGGUUUAUUGCACACGACUAAAACACGGCUGAUCACUUAAGUAGACAAGCAUGACAUGAAGAUGACAAGACCGACAAUGAGGGGCCACAGCCUGAGGACGGCAUAUGGCUCAUUUGAACAUGCUCUCUUGAAUACAGUCAAACUGAUGGAAAGAAGACACACAUACUCACUCCAUGUAGACAGAAUUAAGAUUAGAUAACAUAUACAAAAUAUUUAGAAGUCGAAUAUGAAAGAAUAAAGAUACAGAUGUUAUUAGCACUGUGAAGAAAAAAAAACAUUUUAUUCAAGUAUUUACAGUCAAUGAAAGAGCAGGGUGAAGUCUUUUGGUCAGACUAGCAGAGAGGUCAGAGGUUUCACUUUGUCCCGAUGAGAUAGGGGGUGCCAUAAUCAACACUGACACAAAGUUCCCCCCGGAAGCUUUAAAUCUCCAUCUUUGAGUGUGUUUCAUUUCUUUGCAUUGUUUCUUUAAAUCUGUCUCAUGUUCUUUUAUAAAGCAAUUUGAAUUUCUGUGGUGUAUCACAUGAGCUUUACAAAUUAAUCGGCCUUGACUUUUCUUCCUCUGGCUCUCUUAUAACCAUCAACUUGUUGUGUCACUUUUUCUCUUUAUGUCAACCCCACAGAAGCCUAAAGCCUCUUCGAUGGACUCAGCCACCAAACUGACGCGCUCCCUGCCAUGUCAAGUGCACGUUAACCAAGGGGAAAAUCUGUGAGUACCCAGGGACAGAGCUGAGACUUUAUUUUUAGGAAACUGAGCCUUGUUUAAUACUGCUCUCAUGUCCCCGGACAGAAACACAGACCAGUGGCCACAGAAGCUCAUUAUGCAGCUGAUUCCACAGCAGCUCCUGGUAAGACUUUCAUUUCUGUUCUUUAAGUGUUGUCAAGUGUUGUGCUGACUUUUGUUUGCAUUUUGUGAAUGAUGCAUGACUGAGUGCCCACUCACUCUCUCUGCAGACGACCUUGGGUCACCUCUUCAGGAACUCUCGAAUGGUUCAGUUCCUCUUCACCAACAAAGACAUGGAGUCACUGAAAGGCCUCUACCGCAUUAUGGCCAAUGGUUUUGUGAGUGUUCAAGCUUUUUACAAAUUCCCGCAGCCUUUAAGUGUUUGUUCCCUCCACAUCCCUAAACUUAUCCAUCAUUUAGUGCCCCCCCCGAUACAUUUUCCAUGAGGGGCAGGCGAGUGCAGCCUCCACCUCUGUCCGGUAGAUAGACUGAGAGCUUCAUGUGUGGUUGCAGUGCUGUGGUACAGACUCUAGAGGGGGUUUCAGGCCACACAUUCACACACUUUCAGAGUAGGUCAUGUUAUUUUGAACAUGCUUUGCAUCAGUCUAAAUGUAAAGUGUCUUUUUUUAAGGUUAGAUUCAGUUCCAAGAAGCUUGCUUAAUCGUUUCUUUGUGUUAAUCAGAUUAAUUGAGAAUUAGCAGAGAUUUAAGAGUGUUCAGUUCAGUUUUGUGCCAAAAUAAGAUUUUUAAAGCAGAGUACGAAUCAAGUGGAAAAACUUUGCAUUGGUUCAAAGAUUUAAAAAAAAGGUAUAGGAGUGGGUUAUGUCGCACCAGACCGUGCCACUUCAUGUUAAAGUCUUACUCUGCCCCUUGACCCUCCCUGCAGGCUGGCUGCGUCCACUUCCCCCACACCACCUCACCCUGUGAAGUGCGGGUGCUGAUGCUGCUCUACUCCUCCAAGAAGAGAAUAUUCAUGGGCCUCAUCCCCAACGACCAGAGCGGCUUUGUCAAUGGCAUCCGGCAGGUCAUCACCAACCACAAGCAGGUCCAGCACCAUAGAGCGGUGAGUGGUUAGAGCGGCGAGAGGAGGAGGAGGAGGAGGUGUGUGUGUGCAUGUGUGUGUGUGUGUGUGUGGGGAGUGGAGGGGGGGGGGGCAAAAGGAGGUGAUAAUGAGGAGGCAUUAUCGAGGAGCUCUGGGGAAUUGAGGUGCAUUGUUUACGGCAUUAAGGUGCAUUGUUAUUGACAUUUCAUUUAGCGUGCCUGGUAUCUUCACAGCAGCCUCUAACGGCUCUCGCUCUAGUAAAGCUAAUGGGGCUAGCAUUAGCUAAAUUCCUGCUGCACCAUUAGCACUCGCACCUCAUUAUCUCUGUUUCAGGGGGGAUAUAUUGGUGCAAUGUUUAUUGCAUAUGUUGCACCCUUCUCGUUGAACAUUGUGUACCAUGACAGAUAAAGUCCUGGAAUAAUCUGGGUGAACAUGCUGAAACACUUCGACACUUUUAAAGCAUUUCUUUAUCGUUUCAGUGUUCACUUUAUUAGAUGCACAUAAUUAACAGUCUACUGCAGUCUAAAACAACUGUUCUGCCGUAAAUUCUGCAUCUAUUAUGCCUAUAUAAUUUCCAGUGUUGACACUGUCAGGAGGUGUUAAUUAAAUUAUGUUGCAGCUCCAUCCUCAUAGCUGCUGAUGUGAUGGGGUUGCAUAGGACUUCAUUCUGUUUCCCUUCCAUUUAUAAAUACAGGGAGGACACAAACAAACAACUUAGGGAUGGGAUGAAAAACCAACAACUAAGACUUCAGAAAUCAAAAUGAACUCACUCAUUCACUGAGAGAGAACAUUUGAAACUGUGGGAUGGUGGAGGACAUUGUUGAGCUGUUGUAAUGAACUGCAAUAGAUUGCACAUCAAAGACUAUUGUGUCACAUGAAAUCCCUUUGGUUCUAUGGAUGAGUGCAGUCAGAUGUUACCUCCCCCUCACUAAGGUGACUACGCCCCCAUUGGAGGGGAAAACAAGCCCUAUUAAAGAGCCAGCGCUCUAUAAGAAAACAUGUGACUUCUGAUACAGCCACAGAAAUCAUUAACAAGAUUAUGUCCUUCCGUCAAAUGAAAAGGGUGGUUUAAGAAAAGCCCACUGCUUCAGAGAAGAUAAAUGUGGUCAACUUAACCACAGGAGCUGGAGCCCGCCUCUGUCACUAAUGCUGGCAGUUUCCUAGUGACAUCUCAGUUCUUUUUCCCAUCAGUGAGCGCUACAGCAAAGGGACUUUGGUGCAGUUGUUUGCCAGUCUGAGUAGAGCCAGACUGAUCUAAAAGCCUUAUCCUCGUCUCACUGCCCUCAUGCCUUAUAAUUUCAAGCAUGUGUACCAAUAGUCAUCUAAAAGAGCUGAUUUCAGAAAACAAGCGCUGUGUAAUACAAGAAAUGAGAAGGAGAAGACUCAACCAAAGCAGCAAAGUUCAAAUUCCCUGAUAAGGUGUGUUGUGUCAGUUCAUGUUACCGCUUGUCUCAAGAUCUUUAGAUGGGGUCAUUUGUCCAGACUGAGAAGAAUUUUUGUGUGAACUCUUCAACUUUUAGCUUUUUUUGCUGACCACAAAAGUCAUAACUUAAAUGUUUACUAGACUGGACCUCCAAUAACCAUGAAUGAAUAUGUUUCAAUCAUUUGAGGCUAUUAGAGAGGCCAACACUGCAGGAUCUCAAUGAACUGCCUUUUCUUUUAGAUGGAGUGGUUUGGCUCAAAAGAGAACAGGUAGCAAGUUUAGGGCACUCUACCUGGAUGGAGUACUGCCUUUUAUAACAUCUUAAUAAAGAACAGGAUGACAACAAAGUUUCUUCACAGGUGUAUGGAUUAAAUACAACAGUAAACUGCAGUAAUACAUCCAUACUUGCAAUAUAUGAUAACCCACAGGCAUGAUAGAGCAGAGCUUUUUCAACAUUUGUAAGAGGCUGUAGAGGUGUGUGAGAUAUCAGUUAAGGACAUUGUCACCAACUAUGGAUCAUCAAACUGAAGCCUGGAGGUAGGAGUGAGGCACUGUAGAGAGAAAUUUUUGUCGAUGACCUCAGUGACUUUAGGGCAGAAUCAGGAAUUGACAUAGUGCAGCGGACAAGUGAAAAAAGCCAUCUUGGAAAAAUGGCCACCAUUUCUAUCAAAUGCUCAUUAUUUUAGUGGUUCAAAUGAUGAUGCAAGCAUAAAAUUUGGCACAAAUACUCUCUGAGGGACACUCUUGAAAAAUAAUGUUAGACACUUGAAAAUUACAGAUGGCAGCCAUUUUUCAAGAUGGCUGCCACUUUAGUUGAAAAUUGGUAUGAGUAGUGUACAUGGGUCACUUGACCAGAAACUGCUCACAACCACAUAAGACAGCGCUAAUCAGAAACAGCACCAAUCUCUGUGUUUUGAUGAAGUAAACCACAGCUUAACUUUUUGUUUUUUCACAGAAUUUGGGUUUGACAGUGCUGCAGAGUUUGUCAUGUUGAGUUAUUAGCUACGUUGUGUAGUUUGUAGGAUAAUGCAGAUACUCAUUUUAAAGAAAUUGUCUGGAGAUCCAGUUUUAAGCCAUUUUCAAAUGUUUUAUUCUGGUAUUUUUUUUAAUGAGUGAUUCAGAGCCCACUGGAGCAGUCACGUGUUUUUUUUUAGCCAUUUCUUUAUGUAAAACAUGUUUAGUUUAAAUAAAAUAAGAAGUCUUCAAUCACUGAUAAAAGUACGAGUUGCAGCAUUGGCUCUAUUAAUCUUCCCUUGUUGGAUGAAUCUCCUGCUGUGUAACUUCACCCCAUCAGUUCUUGUCUCCACUAACACAGGAUAUUCAACUUUCACACACUUCUGUCAUGUUCACUUUGGUUGGAAAAAAAAGAGAAGUUGUAAGAUUACGCUUCAGUAAAUGACCCCUCAACCACCCCCCGGUAGUCCCUUAUUUAAUAUUUCAGUCCUAGUGGCCCCGAUGUUAACAUUACAUGACGUGCUGUAGGCUAAGUGAUGUGAUGACGACAAAAUCAGGGGCAACCUUGAAGGACAGGGUUAAAAAAUCCAGAGGCUUCCCGCCUCUUCUGUGAAGGUGGACCAGCUCUCAGGGCUGAGUUCAUCACGGGCGACAAACGCUGCCUUGCUCACAUGACAUACAAAUUUCACUUUCCCUCUCUGCUUGUCCUCAUCCCUGGAGACAGGCGGAUUUCAAAUGUGUCCUCUGGAUUUGCCGUCUUUCCCAUCAUAGGGCUCCACUGGAGCUCCUGCAGCCUGGAGGAGGAGGAGGAGGAGGAAUGCUGCACAGCUUUGAAACAAUGCUGCAUCCAGUCAGAGAGACAGAACUGUGUCUCCAUUUAAAAUUGAAGCCUGCUGUCAGGUUUACAUGACUUGGAUUACAUUUCUGCUCGCAGUCUGCUCUCAUCAGCCGUGAUAGCGCUUGUUUGCUCACUCUGCUAAUUUCAUGUCUUCACAGAAGAGCACCAGUGCUAUAUGCGACUCUGAGCUGUGUGUGUACGAGCAUCAGGGCAUUUAGAGAAGGCAGAUGACAUGAAAUUGUAAUGAAGACUUUUUUUUUCGCCUCUUGUGUAUCAUCACAUAUUUAGUGCUGCAUUGCUAAUAGGGAAGCGCUACAGCAAUCUUGACGUAAUUAAAAUUUCAAUUCAGACCAGUAGCUAUGGUUUCCCUGUUGUGCCCGUUAUUUUACAAGACUUUUUUUCCCUUCAAAAAAAAGAGGUUUUAGAUCUCGAUCUUGAUCUGGGGUUUUACAGGUUCCUGAGUCAAAGUCAGGAGAUCAAUCAUAGACAGGAGAAGAGAGAGGAAGAGCCAGGCACUUUGUUUUCGCCCUCAGAAGACUUGAAGUUUCACUUUUGUUGUUGUUGGUCAGAAAAACUCACUGGGCACAAGCAGAAUCCCAGGGUGUGUUUUUUUUUUUUUUUUUUUUUUCCUUUAGAUUCGGUAAGAUGGAUGGGUGGAGGUGUGUUUCCACCAUGCUGUAGUUAAUAAUUUGUGCUUAGCAGAAGGAAAAAAAACUCCCUUUAUUCCUCCUUUUCUCUCCCUCAGUGUAGAAAAAGAAGCCACCACAGCACCUGCAGAAGACGGCUAAUUUCUGCUCCUUCAGAUGUCACAGUUUUGAGCAGUCACCUGUCCCAUGAUGCAGUUUCCCCCCUGUCUGAUUCCUUUUGAAACACAGGACUGUCUGGACUGAAGAAAAGAGUUAGAUUUGUAGCUGUAGGAUGUAAAAUAAGUCUGGAGUUAAGCACACAGGUGUCUUUCCAACAGGUCGCUCCCUUUCUUUUUAAACUCUGCAUUUGUCAAAACAGCGGCUGGAUACUGUAUGUGAGUUUUUUAACGCCACACUUUGCUAACAGCUUUAGUCAUCAAGCUUGAGUUUGUUCUAAAGCGUGAAAUCUAAAAUAGCAAACAUAGCAGCAGGUGGUGCUUCAAGUGUCAUCAUGUCCGUGUUUGUUUUUGCUUUUUUGUCGGCACGCUCACAAGCAAAGAGAGAGUGUUUGCUUUCAGCCCAACGCUCUCAAGUUGUUAACACAGUAAACAUCCAUUACAUGGGGAGAAUAUGUCGACUGAGGAUAUGGAUAAUGAAUUUAUUUUGAAAAGGCAAAAAGAGCCAAAAUGACAGGCUUUGUGUGAUUUAUUCAUCUGUCUGGACUGAAGGUGUGAUCACAGAGUUGUAGCUUUUGAAAGUGGUCUGAAUUUUAAAGGAGGUUGCAAUAUUCAGGUCUGCUAUUAAACAGGCAUGUGCCAAUGCUUGCAGCAGAGGAAGAAUCCCUGAACAGUGAUUGGCUGAGGAAGAUUCAUGUUUUAUAUUUCCAGCUCAGACAGCCGAAGCCUCAUAAAAGUUUCAGCUCCGUUUUGCACCAAACAAGGACGGACAAAUCUACAUUUUCUUGUAAUUAUGUUGAACUUGCAUUAAGAAGCUUGUGUGUCUUUGACGUUGAGAGAUCUGAUGAAAAUGAAGCCUCCAGUGAUCGUUACAGAUGUGCUAUCAUGGACUUUUUAUUUCUGACCUUCUAUGGAGAUCUGUUUGGAUCUCAAACUUAUUUAUCAGGUGUUCAGAGUAAGUCUUUUCUUCUUGCCAGGAACCUGAAAAUGAAAAAGCUGCAAAUGCCAUGAAAUAUUGAGUGUCCUGAAGGGUUUGGAUUUGAACAGUGGGCAGGAUUUUGUUCUUGAAAACAGCAGAUGUGCUGUUUUUUUUUUUUUUUUUUUUUUAGCUUCAAAGGGUAUCUGCCUCUUAAAGUGAGACUCUCAGAGCUCUCUGGGACAAUGAGUAAGAAAUAAUCUUGUCAAUAAAUCAAUCAAGCUUUAUUUAUAUACAGUAGCUUUUUAUACAAAUCAAAUACAAUUCAAAGUGCUCAGCAGCAACUGAAAAGAAAAAAGCCAAAAAUGACAGAAAACAAGGCAUUUAUAUAUCAAGAACUGGAAGAGGUAGAUACAAAUGCAUAUUGACAGCUUAAAAAAUAUGUGUAAUUAAGAAAAGUAAAGAACAAUGUCAAAAUAAAGUUAAAAAAAGAUUAUCAAAAAACAAAUAUUAGUAGUUAGAUAUAGAUAAAUGCACUAAAAAAGCAAUUAAAGUUCAAUAAUUAAACCUGACUUUCAAAACCAACUUUUGUUGCAAUCACCACCACACCUCAGGAUUCAAACUUUGAGGUCCGUCAGGACCGGCCUGAGCUGGAAUCAAAUAUUUUUUUUGCAUCAAUGUUUAACCGAUUUAGAGUGCUAACCAAAACAAAGGUUUUUCUCACAGUGUCAACAGGCAGAGGUGAAUUUGAAUACGCAUGAGUGGUCAGGUUGCUCCAAGCAUUUGCUGUAGAGAAUUAAUUGAGGUUGUUCAGGGUUUUGGCCACUCAGAAUGAAGUAUUAAACCAAGCCUGGUAAGAGAAAAGAAAUCUGAGUUUCCAUUAUUUACCCAUUUAGGGGACUAGCAAAAACCCUGGGCUGCCUUGUUGUAAUGUUUCUUCAUUUGGUGUCUGGGCUGCCAAACUGCUCAGUAGACCUCUUGUACAACUUCUUCUUACUUUCAAAAACAUGAUACUGUCUGGCUUUUUAUAUUAACACUAACUUUGAAUUUAAUUUAAAGUGUAUGUUUCAAUCUCCUCUAUAUUUGUGUGUAAACAUAGACCGAUGUCAGUCAGUCACCAUACCUAUAAAAGCGGUAGAUACUUGGUGAGCAUCUUCAAUGUCUCAUUUAUUUUAAAGGUAAUGUUGUCUGCAUACACUCAUAGAUUUUGUUUCAUUGUGCAGCAAUUAGGUGGAGCAGGGGGUCCAAUGCAGCCUGGCCAGGUUGCCCCUAACCAGAACUUCCUCAACCGGGCCCCUGGUCCCAUCCCUGUCUCCCAUGGCAAUGUCCAGCAGCAGGUAACUGAGCUUAUUCUGUGCUGGCGGGUCUGCCUGUGAUUCCCUCUCUCACACACUGCCUGGUGUUGACACAUUUACUGCCCUGGUGCCCGCUAAUCUCUGCAUGCAUGACUGCUAACCCUUUCCUCCACUGUCCUCCUUCUUUUUUUUUUUUUUUUACACUUCCACCACCAUUUCCCCUCCUCCUCCUUCCCCUCCUCUCUGAUCUGUCCUGUGUCCAGUCUGUGGUGGUGGGCAUGCCCCCUGUUAGUCAGGUGUCUAUGAUGGAGGAGCAGCAGAGGCAGAACAACAUGGUGAGAAUUCAAUUGCUUUUUAACAUGCAAGCAGACAUGUUUGGGAUGUCCUCAGGUACUUCAUUUUAAUACAGUCAUCAUGUAUCCGAUGUAGUGAGAGAAUGACUCCAUUUCUUCUGUUUCACUUAUUUCAAUUUGUGCAAAAAAAGUCACCUCAUUCUCACUGCUCAGAGUCAGGCGAGUGGGCAGCAAACUUCCUAUUAGCAUGUUAGCUUUACCAGUUCCCUUCCUCCUGUAGCAUGCCGUUCACAGAGAAAGCAUAUUUCAUGAUUAACAUGCAUGCAUAAGUUUGUAUACUUUACUGAGGAGGGGCUGUCUGCACUGAGCAUGAGGUGAGAGUCUUCUUCCUGCUUUAAACCUUAAAGCUGCAUUUUUUAUGUCAGUUUUACCUCUUUUAAAAACAGCUCCACUAAUACAAGCCUGAAGGUGAAACACUUCUGUAUGUGCAAAACCAACACAUUCUUUUAUCAGCGUGAAAAUUAAUAGCUUAGUUGUUUUCUUCAAAUGCCCUGAGUUGAAGUAACCACUUGUUGGCCAUGAUGCCAGAACCCUCAAUCAUUUUUGAUAAUGCUGAAGAGGUGAUAUGACAGAAGUGUGAGAUAUUCAAAACUGCCCUUCAGAUGACAAUGAGAGCAACGGGACCAGCCAACCAACAGCCACCCGUCGGCGGCGCUCCACCCAACCAGGUUGCACAAAGCGGACAAGCCCAGCCCCAGGGUCCCAUACUCCGCCUCUCAAACCCAGGAGCCAAUCCCCAGCUCCGCAGUCUUCUCCUCAGCCAGCAGCAGCCAGUAAGAACAAAUCCUCCUGUAACCAAAUGUCCCACAGAGACUGCUCCUUCAUCUGGAUCUAAUGUGUCUCCUCUGUCCUGAUGUCUCUCAUAGCAGCCGGGCCCGGUGUCUCACAUGCAGGGUAUGAUGCCUCACCAGGGUCUGGGGCAGCAGUUGGUCCAUCAGGCGCCAGGAGGGGGGGCUCAAAUGCAGGGCCAGUGGAGACAGCCAUUGGCAGGUCAGUAAGCACCCCCCACAGAGGAGGAAGGAGAUCAGAAAGCAUUUGACUUAAGAAGACAUGCAGCUCUUAAAUGUAGGUCAUAAUACUCCACAAAUACACAAGGUACAAAGCUUUAAAAUCUAGAAAGAUUUUUAAAAAAUUAUAUCGCCAGAAAAAGUAAAAAGAGACAAAAAGUGUGUUUUUGUUGAGCACAGCUUUGAGAUCAGGACUUCAUGAGUGAAUGUAAAAAGGAGUUAAAAAAACAGACCUAGUUCACGCUUCUCUUUCAAUGACCACAUACUGAAGCCUGCAGCACUUUUUAAGAGGGGGUAGUAUCUAUUUUUUAGACUGUACUUCCUCUCUGACUCCUCUUAAAUAUCUUUUUGUGAUUUUUAGUUUUAGAAAAAAGCCUCAAAUUUCUCACAGUGGUCUAUUAAAAUAUCGUUAUUUCAGUUUCUGUUUUAAGUGCUUUGGUUAAGGUGCUGUCUCUUUAAGGCCCCAAACUAUAAGCCCACUUUCCUCUGAUUGGCCACCUCUCUGGAGGCUUUCGAGAAGCCGGCCAAGGGCUAGGCUUGAUGUUUUGGCUCCGCCCCUUCUAUUGUGGUCAAUCAAUAGAGCAGCGGAGCAGUUACCCCACUCCUCUUGAGACCCCCGAGGUCCCAUUCGGAGCAGUUUAUUUUAUUUAAAAAAUAAACUGCUAUUUAUUUUUAUUUUCUAGGACGUUGUCAGCAUAUAUCUACCCUGUAAUUUGAAAGCUGCAUACAUGUAGUUUGGACACAAAACUUUGUAACGCUGCAUUUUUUGUUGUAAAUGUGGAAAGGCAUGAUUCUCCCCCUUUAAAGAUGAUUCCUCCUUUUUAUUGUUUGUACAUUUUAAAUUUCUUUCUUUUACUCCACAUGCUACCUCAUUUAUCGACAGCCAUUAUCUUGUGAGACUUACUUAUUUACCUAUUUAAUCUCAGUGUUCAUUUUUUAUAUGAGUUAAUAGAAAAGUUAGGGGAACUUCUAUAAUUCAUUUGUUAAUGUUGAGCCCCAAUAUGACAAAAUCCUCUGCUUCAAGAGAAGUUUCCUUUCCUCUCACUCUGACAGACUGUCAAGUUCUCUUGUAAUAAAGUUUCCUCAUUUGAAAAGGACCAAGUAUGCUACCUAUAAAAACACUUUUUCUGUCUUUUAUUUUGAAAGGUUCAGUUUAUUGUUUUCAAGGAUAUCCAAUGGAAUGCACUUCUAUUGGUUGGGUUACGUUAACAUUAGAGAGAGGUGAAAACCUUUAAAAAAAAAAAAAACAGAAAUUACACAUGCUUAAUGCCAAUAAAUCAACAAACAAUAACUUUGUGCUGUAGAAGAAAACAUUAAAGUCCCAUUCUAAUUGUUUUUUUUCUUCUUCUCCUUAAAGUACUAAAGUGUUCUCAGUGGUCGUGAUUAUGAAGUUUUUAGCCGAAAUCACAUUACCUGUGUCAUUUUAAGGGCUUUUCUUCUGCAGAGCUUCAGAGGCUCAUUAGUAAUUCACCUCAGAGUUGUGGGCGGAGACAGCACUGCUCUGCACACUCCUCUUCACGCUUGCUUGCAGCCUGACAUUGCCGGUGUAGUAGAAGAAGCAGGUAACAUAGGAGCUAUUCAGCUCUCAGACACUAAUGUCUUUAGGGACAUGAUGAAAGUUAAUAUCAUAAUUAGCUUUCUUACAAGCAUCACAAUCUGCUAACGCACAUGCUUGUUCCACGAUUGUCCUCUCUACUUCUGGAAGUCUAGCCCGCACAGCGGGGCUCCAGGGGCAGAGCUUGGUUUUGUGACAUAGCAAAUCUCACUGUGUCUGAACCGUCCAGAGAUUCACAGUGAUUUGAAUGCAGAAAUACUCAGAAAUGUAAUUUUGCACUUAUUUUUCUCACAUGUCCUGUAGCAUCAGAAAAAUGCCAAAUGUAUUUAUAUAGUGCCAAUUCACAAUAGUCGUCAUCCCAAGAAACUUUUCAAAGAACAAGAGCAGGUCUAGACCACGCUCAUUGUUUAAUGAUCAAGAACCAACCUAAGAUAGGUUUUGGCCCAUAUCAUCUAACAUGGGUAGCAGUGGCAAGAAAAAACCUCGUUUUAACAGGCAGAAACCUUGAGCAGGACCCAAUUCAUGCCAGACAGCCACCAUGUCGCUGCUGUGUUGGGGAGGAAUGUAGAGAGAAGAGGGGAGAGAGGGGGAGAGAGAGAGAGAGAAGAGGGGAGAGGGUAGGGGGAGAGAAAGAGAGAACAAGAUAAGGGGAAGGAGAGAGAGAAUGACUAAGGAGAGGCAGGGGGAGGGAGAGAGAGUAGAGAACGAGGGUGAGAGAGAGACAGGGGACAGCAGGAACAACAGCAACAACAACAACAGCUCAUAUAAUGGUGAAACAAAACAAAUUCAGUUUACAGGGUUAGGAUAUGAGUAAUUAUGGACUAUGUUAAAUUAAUUUAAUGUGAUCACAGUCAGCAGGCCUAAUAGUAGUUAACUCUAGCUUUAUGUUAUUAAUGUCAGUGAGGCUGAUGUUCAUGUCCACAGCAACAGUCCAGAGGAAUCCAAGAGAAGAGGGAGCUCAGGGCCUGAGGCGGACAAUCAUAGACGAUGCGGCUGGAGUCAGGCAGGUCUGCAGCAGCCAUCAGUCCAGAGCAACCUAGGAGACUGGGGCUCAGAGACAUACAGAAAGAUCUGGUUAGCAAUUUGAUGGGAGAAAAUGACUUCAAUGUACAGGAUACUGAAGUAACUAAUGAUGGACUAUGUUAAAUUAAUUUAAGGUGAUUAAAGUUAAAACUCCAGCACCAUGCUGUUCCAUCUGGACUCAGACUUGUGGCUCAUAAGUGUGUUUUGCAGCAAGACAAUGACCCUAAACACUCUGCCAAGCUCUGUCAGGGUUACCUAGACAAAAAAGAAGAGGAAGGUGUUCUUCAAAAGAUGGUUUGGCCCCCUCAGUCUCCAGACCUUUCUCAAUAGAGAUUGUGCGGAAUAAAUUGGAUCAAUCCGACAGAAAAAUGCGUCCCAUGAAUCUGCAGUCUCUUUUUAAUGAACUUAAGAAAGCUUGGAAUGCAAUCCCUGGAACAUACCUUAAAAAACUUGUGGAACAAAUGUGUCAAGCUGUUGUUAAAGCCAGAGGAGGUUACUUUAAAGAAAACAAAGUCUAAACAACAAUAACUCAAAUACCUAAUAAUUAUAAUCAAAAUGUCUUCUGAUAAGUUACUCUUUACACAAUAGUCAUGUUUAUUGUGUUGCAAAUUAUAUAUAUGAAACUAUGAUGUUUUUUUGUACAAAUCUGAUCUUGCUUCCAAACUUUUGGCCUGUAGUGUAACUGUCAAGGAGAAGUUGUGUUGUCCAGAUGUUGAACUGUUGGCAGUUGCUCUUCGGCCACAUUAUGCUCCUAGAGAAUUUAGUCAUACCAUAACAAUAGUUGUUUACAUUCCACCCAAAUCAACUGAAGAAAUUCUGUGCGAUGUUUUGCAUAAUAGUGCAGCCAGGCUAUAGACUCAACAUCCGGAGGCACUAAUAAUAAUAUCAGGAGACUUCAACCAUGUCACCCUCUCCUCUCACCUGACUGGAUUCACACAGUUUGUGAACUGUCCUACCAGAGAAAAUAAAACCCUGGAUCUGCUGUAUGCCAGCGUCAAAGAAGCCUACAGAGCCACUGCCUUACCACCACUGGGCAAGUCAGAUAAUAACUUGGUCUAUCUGCAAACCUGGCCAAAGUCAAAAUCAGAAGAUGGACACCUCAAGCCAGUGAAGCUCUAAGGGACUGUUUUAAAUCAACAGACUGGAAUGUGCUGCUGGAAACAGAUGUGAAUAGUAUGAACAUUGACAAACAGGUUGACUGCUUUACUGAUUAUGUCAACUUCUGUAGAGACACAGUUAUACCGACAAAGACUGUUCGCUGUUUCCCCAACAGCAAACCCUGGAUCACAAGUGACAUAGAAGCAAUCCUCAACCAGAAAAAGAAAGCUUUUAAAGAUGGUGACAAAGAAUGACUCAAACAAGUGCAACAAGAGUUGAAGAGGAGACUGAGGAAGGCAAAGCUGGAAUACAAAAAGAAGAUAGAGAAGAAUUUACAACACAGCAACAUCCGUGAAGUGUGGAGAGGAAUCAGUACCAUCUCUGGACACAGCAAUUAAAAGAAAAGACAGCCAGUGGUGGGUGAUCUAGAAAGAGCUGAUGAACUCAACCUGUUCUUCAACAGAUUUGACACUGCUGUCACACCCACUUCCACUGCUACUCCACCUUACUCUCCGCAACAAAUCUCCACUACAACUUCUCCCGUUCCGCCUUCAUCUGGUUCAAAUGUCUCAACCACUUCAACUGCCUCCCUCCUAGAACACCAGUCCUUGUCUGUCACUGAAACAGGGGUGAGGAUGGAGCUUGGAAGACUUUGUCCUGGGAAGGCAGCUGGUCCAGAUGGUGUGUGUCCAAGGCUACUUAGAGACUGUGCUUCAGAACUGUGUCAACCUCUCCACAGGAUCAUCAACCGUCUACAUCUACAACUGGGGUGGGUACCUGCUCUGUGGAAAACAUCCUGCAUUGUGUCAGUACCAAAAACAAAAUGGCCUGCUUAACUCAAUGACUACAGACCAGUGGCCCUCACUUCACACGGAGCGGCUGAUUCUACGGCUGAUUCUAGGUCAAAGACAAACUGGACUCCCUGCAGUUUGCAUACAAAGAACACAUUGGAGUGGAUGAUGCUGUCCUCUACAUGCUUCACCGUGCCCUGUCUCAACUGGAGGAACCUGGGGUUUAUGUGAGAAUCAUGUUCUUUGACUUUUCAAAUGCAUUCAACACCAUCCAACCCACCAUAGUUAAAGACAAGCUCACAGAGAUGGGAGUGGAUCCUUACUGUGUUUCCUGGAUCACAGAUAACCUGACAGGAAGGCCACAGUUUGUCAGGCUAGGGAACUUUGUUUCUGGGACAUUAAUGAGCAGUACAGGGGCUCCACAAGGGACAGUGCUGGCACCAUUCCUGUUCACACUGUAUAUGUCAGACUUCAAAUACAGUACUGAGUCCUGCCACAUCCAGAAAUACUCAGAUGACAUCGCUACUGUGGCAUAUAUCAGAAAUGGACAAGAAGCUGAAUACAGAGAUCUAAUAGGAGCCUUCAGUGACUGGAGUCACAAAAACUGCCUCCUCCUCAACACCUCAAAGACAAAGGAGAUGGUCAUAGACUUCCGUAGAUCCAAACCUCCUCUUCAGCCAGUGAACACCUGUGGAGUGGACAUCAAAGUGGUGACAUAAUAUAUAAUAGGUGAACAUCUGGAUGAUAAGUUGGACUGGUCUGAGAAUAUAGACUUCAUCUACAGAAAGGGGCAGAGCCGCCUCUUUUGCCUGAGAAGACUCAGAUCAAUAGACAGCUGUAGUAAGAUGCUGCAGAUGUUUUAUCAGUCUGUGGUGGCAAGUGUUCUCUUCUACGCUGCAGUCUGCUGGGGAGGAAGUAUCAAACACACAGAUGCAAGACGUCUGACCAAACUGAUGAAAAAGGCUGGCUCUGUGGUAGGACUCAAGCUGGACUCAGUGGAGGAUGUAGUGGAGAGAUCUACACUGAGGAAGGUUGAGACUAUUCUAAAUAACAUGGAUCACCCACCAUAUAACACCUUAAUAGACCAAAGGGCCAAUGGUGGUGGACGGCUCCUCUCUCUUCGCUGCAGGACAGAAAGAUUCAGAAGAUCUUUUGUACCAACAACCAUCAGACUUUAUAACUCUUGAGUAAAUAGUAGAUAACUUUUAGAGACAUGUCAAGUGAGACAACAGACAAUUGAAUUUGCCUUCGGGGAUCAAUAAAGUUCGUCUUAUUCUUGUACUUAAAUUAAUUUUAAUAUCCCUUUAAUGACUUAUAAUGGAAAACGGGGUGAGAUAUUUUUUGUAAGAACACACAAGUAACACAUUAACAGAAUGUCAAAAUGAAAAAGAUGGAAAAGAGAUUUAAGUUCAUACUUUAAAUCUGUUUUUCCGCAUCUGUUUGUUCUGCCGUGGCGUAAUUUACGUUUGUUUUUCUGACUUAAGAGCUCAGGGAUGUGUUGAGAUAUGAGGUUUAUUGGAUGCUGAUACACUUUGAUUUGAACUGCUGUUGAUUUUUUCAUGUUGACCUCAUAAGCAGGUGCUAAGGGAAAGGAAAAACAUUCAAAAGCAUGAUAUUAUUUUGAAAAAAAGCAUGCACUGAUAUAUUAAAAAUGUUAUCCUAUUUUGGUACAGAAUAUGACAACAAUUAGCACUUAGCACUAACUCAUGUUUGAUGAGGAAAAAAAGUAAGGUAGCUAGGCCUGUCGCGAUAAUCAAUAAAUCGCCUUAUCGCUCUGUAAAUAAAAACGAGGUCGGUCAUUUUGCCAGCCUCGAUAAUUGACGUGCGUUUGUUUUCCUCCUCUCUCGCUACCAAACACGCUGGAUGAGAGAAGAGGUCUCACUCUGCGCAUUUUUCUCGGCACCUGGGGGCGUUGGCUCUAUAGCGGAAUGAACGGAGUUAGUGAACCCUCCUGUCAGUCAUUCAGUGUCUUUGUCACGAGGGGGCUGGCGCGCGCACAGGCACACAGACACAGACUUUUGGAUACAGUGCUGCAAGUGAGCGUCGUGAGUGAAAAGCAAGCAAACAGAAUGAACACGACAGCUUUGGUGUCUAAACCGAACGCAACAGCCCAAGUGUGGGAAUAUUUCGGCUUUAAACCAAUUUUGUUUUCGUCAACCACAAAAAUCCACGUGUGUGUCUGUGUGUUGGAGGAGCACAGCAGGCUGAUGAGAGCUGUCAGAGCGGACUGAAGCUGCUCCUAUAUGUUUAGCGUUUAACUGACUGAGUUCUGCAACUCUGUUCGUGAUUUUCGUCUCGUCCCAUCAACGUAAACGCACUUUCGUCUCGUUACAUUUUCGUCAUCUCCGACUUAUGUUUAGCUCGUCAACGUUACGUCUUCGUCGUGGGUGAAAUUAAAGUUUAUCACUUUUGACACGGUGUACUCGCAUUAUUAUGCCAUUUAAUAUCAUUAUCUAUAAUUUAAAAAACGGUGUCAAUAAUAUCGUUUAUCGGCAAUAAUUUGUAGCACAAUUAUCGUCCAGCAAAAUUUGUUAUCGUGACAGGCCUAAAGGUAGCAGUAUAUCAGUACAGAAAGAUGCACAGUAGUGAGAAUGACAGUGCUUCAGUUGAUUUGAUCUUACUCUCCUGCUUUCAAGUCUGACUUUUACAAAACUGUGAAAAAUAUUGAAUAAUCUGAGAGCCCUCUCAUCUAUCCCCCCCCCCAACCCCCCUACCCAAACAUCCCACCCCGUCUGCAGGUCAGAUCCUGAUGUCAGGAGGUCAGAGGGGUGCUGUCCCUCAGCCCGGGAUGCCUCAAGUCUCCAGUGUCAUGGAGGAUGAAAUCCUCAUGGACCUUAUCUGAGUUAGCAUGCCAGACUCAGACUUUAUUUUUAUGUUUUUAGCCAAGUCUUGGCAAACCUGUUUUUGUUUUUUGCCAGUUUAGACACAUGUAUCCGCUCUGUUGCUUUACAGCUACAAAUGUUCUACAUAAUUAAGGAACAAAUCAUGAGUAGUUUUUUUUCCCCUUUUUUUCACGGGACUGAGCAGCUGAAGUUAAUUAGGGGCAGACAAUGCGAGCAUUAGUUUUUCAUGUAAAUGAACGAACCGACAGCACGCUAAUCCGCCGCAGUGAAGAAGCCAAGCCAGUGGAAAUGGACACUUAUGUGGAGCCUCUGCAAACACCACUUUUCUAUAUAUUGUAUCAUGGACAUCUGAGAUAGUUUUUUUUUUUUUUUUCCAUUAGGAUUUUACAUUUUCUCUGUUUGAUUUCUUUUUUAAAUCACGCUAAAGUUGUUUUAUGGGAAUGAAAUAAAAGAAAAAAGAAAGAUCUAUCAGAA